Messenger RNA from Argentina anserina (silverweed cinquefoil), 2753 nucleotides. Its product is annotated as type IV inositol polyphosphate 5-phosphatase 3. Gene Ontology annotation, biological process: phosphatidylinositol dephosphorylation. Gene Ontology annotation, molecular function: inositol-polyphosphate 5-phosphatase activity; phosphatidylinositol-3,4,5-trisphosphate 5-phosphatase activity; phosphatidylinositol-4,5-bisphosphate 5-phosphatase activity. NCBI's taxonomy places the organism in Eukaryota, Viridiplantae, Streptophyta, Magnoliopsida, Rosales, Rosaceae. The transcript is spliced from 11 exons. Bases 345 to 2567 code for a protein of 740 amino acids. The record is from RefSeq and is a predicted model, not a curated record.
UUUUACCGGAAAUGUACUAGUGUUUUGAGUUCUAGAAGAAAGCAAAUGAAGGUUCCGGCAAUGUUUCGGUUAUCGCGGGCUACAUUUGCGUAGUGGUUCUGUAGUUAGGACUGUGGAUAAUAAUGAUUAUUAGCUGUAAUUAUAAUUAACAAGUCAAAAGCGUGGUAAUUUACAAGUCCAGCCUUCAAAAUUCCGCUUAUUACUUCAUUUCCAUUGGCCGUUGGCGGCAGUCUUCUUCUUUCGCUCCCAAAUCUAUUCAACUUGCCCUUCUCUCCCUUCAAACAUUGUUCUUGAUUGUUGUUGUUCUGUUGUCCUGGUUAUGUUCUCUAACUUCGCUUCCACAGAUGAAGCCCCACUCCAAGAACCCGCAACAGACGAAAUGGGCUGAACUGUGUUGUUUGGAUUGGUCGUGCAUACAGCUGUUCUGGCCCAGAGUUGUGAUGCGCAAAUGGCUCAACAUCUCCGCCCAAGACUCCGAUUACAGCGCCGACACUGAGGAUGACGACGACUGGGGUCCUGACUCCCCAACCCAGCAGCAAGAUUUUGGUCAACGGGUCAGAGGAUCAAGGUUUAGUGAUAUCAAAGAAGAUGAGUCUGAGGAUGAUGACCCUGAUGAAUCUCUUCCUAGAAUACGAAGACGAAAAUCAGAGACCUUUAGAGCACAAUAUAUAAAUACAAAGGAACUCAGAAUAUGUGUUGGUACAUGGAAUGUUGGAGGACAGACUCCACCUGAAGACCUGGAUAUUGAUGGCUGGCUAGAUAUCAAUGACCCAGCGGACAUCUAUGUACUUGGUCUUCAGGAGAUGGUGCCACUAAAUGCUGGAAAUAUAUUUGGUGCUGAAGACAGCCGUCCAGUUAGUAUGUGGGAAAACGUGAUUCGUGAAACGCUGGAUAGAUUUCGACCUGCGACCAACAAAGUUAAAUCCUUUAGUGAUCCCCCAUCACCCUCAAAAUUUAGGCCUUCUGAUGAUGUCCCUUAUAUAGAUGAGGAGAUAUUAGAUGAAAGUGAUUGUGAUAUUGGUAAUGAAGUCCAUCCAUUGGAUGACGAACCCAAAGAUUUUGGUGCCAGUAAUGCUACAUCAGUCACAAGUGAAACAGAGAAUGUUGAUGGUUCAGUUUCAAACUUUACUGAUAGUAGUAAUCCGGGGAUGCCAAUUGGAGAGGAUUUACAGAGGCAACAUUCUUCUCCAAAGAGAUUAGAUCGGUUAUAUUGCCUUCGGCCAGAUGAUUGUUCAUUAGAUGAAGAUGCUUCUGAUGUCCAACAUAAUGGAAAGUUAACCAAAAUGCUUAGUGGGUCUGAUAGAAUUGGUAUGAACUGGCCAGAGCGUCCAUUGAACUUGCUAUCACAGCACUUAUUAGAGCGGCGAAAUUCCUUUAGACCAACAAAGUCUUUCAAGUCCUCUAAAUCUUUCAGGACAUACAAUUCUUUCAAGUCAACUGCCAAUGGCAGGACACCAGAAUUAGAUUUGCUUGGAGAGAUUGAUCUUGAAUCUCUCAUGAAACGAGAAAGAAGAUCAUCAUAUGUAAGGAUAGUAAGUAAGCAGAUGGUUGGGAUCUUCCUAACUGUAUGGGUUCGUAGGAGCUUGCGUAAACACAUUCAGAACCUAAAGGUGUCGACUGUUGGUGUUGGUGUUAUGGGUUACAUUGGUAACAAGGGAGCUGUAUCUGUGAGUAUGUCCAUAUAUCAGACACUGUUUUGUUUUGUGUGCACUCACCUGACAGCAGGUGAAAGGGAGGUAGAUGAACAAAAAAGAAAUGCUGAUGUGCAUGAAAUUCAUCGGAGAACUCACUUUCAUUCUUUUUCUGGUAUUGGACUUCCUAAAAGUAUCCAUGACCAUGAAAAAAUAAUUUGGUUGGGUGAUCUAAAUUAUCGUAUCAACUUGUCAUAUGAGAAAACCCGAGAACUCAUUUCCAAAAAGGACUGGUCCCGGUUGGCUGAGAAGGACCAGCUUGCACGACAAUUCAAAAAAGGUUGUGCAUUUGAUGGAUGGUCUGAAGGUGUUCUAAAUUUCCCGCCAACUUAUAAGUAUGAGAUGAACUCAGACAAGUAUUAUGGAGAGGAUCCAAAAGGUGGGAGGCGGACUCCAGCAUGGUGUGACCGCAUUCUUUCAUUUGGCCGAGGAAUGAGGUUACUGCAUUAUAGAAGGACUGAACAUAAAUUUUCUGAUCAUCGACCGGUGACUGCAUAUUAUAUGGCAGAGGUUGAGGUUUUCUCCCCUAGGAAGCUUCAACGUGCACUCACAUUCACUGAUGCAGAGAUUGAAAAUGAGGAAAUCGCAACGGAUAUGGGUAUUGAUGUUGGAAUGAACUGCUUAAAAUUCGAACAGGUGCGUAUUUUACUAGGCAUGUUGCACAUCUGUAGGGUAUAUGUGAUUGGGAUCGUUGACUGGUUAAUUGAGGCUACUAUAUCGUGGAAGUUCCAGCAAGACAGGAUUUUUUUUUUCAUUACAUAUACAGCUUGUAUCAUUCUUUGCUGUGAUCACUUAGUCCACAACAUAGCAAUGAUGUACGUUGUCUGGCCAAAGAAAUCAAGAGAAACACUGGCGUACUCUUCUAAUAGAUUGUAAAUCGUAUAAGGUUGUUUUCCGACCAGUCGCGGAGCAUAUAUACAAGUUGAGUUGAGCUAUACAUCAUACAGUAAUGAAGAGUAAAAGUUGCUUUACAUAUUUGUAUCAUCAAACCUUAUCGAGGAAGCUUUCUGGUAUUGUAAAUUUACAAGUGAAUACAAAAUUUUACUGGAUGUUUUUAGAUGA